UUUACACACACAAUCACAGAGAACAAACACAGCCUCUCCCUCUCCUGGAACAGUCUGCUGGUUUCGCUCAGCUGUACAAGAGCCCUGCAUGAUGUCUGAAGAAAUCCCAGAAGCUUUUAAAAGCAUCCGCAGGAAACCUGGGCUGCAGAUAUGGACUAUAAAUAAAAUGGAAAUGGUCCCUGUCCCUCAGCAAGCCUAUGGGAAUUUCUUUGAGGGAGACUGCUAUAUAGUGCUUUAUGAGAGCAAUGACUCCACCCACUCCGUGGACAUCCACUACUGGAUCGGGAACGCCUCCUCGCAGGACGAGCAGGGGGCAGCGGCCAUCUAUGUCACCCAGCUGGAUGAGUUCCUAGGGGGCAGUCCAAUCCAGCACAGGGAGGUGCAGGGCUGCGAGUCCUCAAAGUUUCAGAGUUAUUUCAAGAACGGCAUUGUGUAUAAGAAAGGGGGGGUGGCGUCAGGGUUCCAACACGUCGAGACCAAUGUGUACAACAUCCGGCGUCUGCUGCACAUCAAAGGGAGUAAGCAUGUCAAGGCCACAGAGGUAGAGGUCUCCUGGAACAGUUUCAACACUGGAGACAUAUUCCUGCUUGACCUGGGGAAGGUGAUUGUGCAGUGGAAUGGCCCUCAAAGCAACAGACGAGAGAAGCUGAAGGCAGUGCUUCUGGCCCAGGACAUUCGUGACAGGGAGCGUGGCGGGCGGGCGCAGAUCGGGGUGGUGGAGGGUGGAGACGAGGGGGACUCCCCGGAGCUGAUGAAGAUCAUGAGGGCAGUGCUGGGUCAGAGGGAAGGGCAGCUGAAGGAGGCCGUCCCUGACGACAAGCCAGACCUCUACCAGACCGCCAAUGUCAGGCUCUACCAUGUCUCGGAUGCCAGUGGAAGCCUGGUGGUCCAGGAGGUGGCCACACAGCCACUGACUCAGGACCUGCUCUGCUCCUCGGACUGCUACAUUGUGGACCAGGGCGGAGCCUGUAUCUCGGUGUGGAAGGGAAAAGACGCCUCCAUGGAGGAGCGGCGCUCAGCUUUGGGAAGGGCAGUGGGCUUCAUCAAGGCAAAGAACUACCCCUCUACCACCAAAGUAGAGGUGAUGACCGAGGGCGGGGAGUCAGCCAUGUUUAAACACCUCUUUAAGUCCUGGAGAGAGAAAGGGCAGACUCAGGGCCUAGGAAAGACCUACUCCAUGGGAAAGAUUGCUAAAGUGAGCCAGGACAAGUUUGACGUGAUGGAGCUCCACGCCCGCCCUGAGCUGGCCGCCCAGCAGCGUAUGGUGGACGACGCCUCCGGAGAGGUGCAGGUGUGGCGCAUUGAGGACCUGGAGCUGCGGGAGCUUCACCCUAGCUCUUACGGCCAGUUCUACGGAGGAGACUGUUACCUAGUGCUGUACACCUACAAGAGGUCCAAUCAACUGCAGUAUAUCCUCUACAUGUGGCUGGGGCGCCAUGCCACCCAGGAUGAGAUCACUGCCUGCGCCUACCAGGCCGUCAAUUUGGAUAACAAGUAUAACGGGGCACCCGUCCAGGUCAGAGUGACCAUGGGAAAGGAGCCACGUCACUUCCUGGCCAUUUUCAAGGGGAGGCUCAUCAUCUUUGAGGGUGGGACAGGACGACCUGGAGUGGUGAACCCUGACCCCGGGGCCAGGCUGUUCCAGGUGCGAGGGGCGCAUGAGUUAAACACCAAGGCCACGGAGGUCCCUGCCCGCGCCUCCUCCCUCAACGCCAACGACGUCUUUCUGCUCAAGACUGACCGGGUCUGCUACCUGUGGUAUGGGAAGGGAUGCAGCGGGGAUGAGAGGGAGAUGGCAAAGUAUGUGGCCGACAUCCUCUCCAAGCAGGACAAGCAGGUCGUGAUGGAGGGACAGGAGCCAGCAGAGUUUUGGGUGGCGCUGGGGGGGAAGGCUCCCUAUGCCAGCGAUAAGAGGUUCCAGCAGGAGCAGCCGCUCCACAGUCCUCGGCUGUUUGAGUGCUCCAACCAGACAGGCCGCUUCCUGAUGACAGAGAUCGAGGACUUCGCCCAGGAGGACUUGGACGAGGACGACGUUAUGCUUCUGGAUACCUGGGAGGAGAUCUUCCUGUGGAUUGGUAGGUCAGCCAACGAUUUUGAAACCAAGGAAGCGUGUACAAGCGCGGUGGAGUACCUGAAGACUCACCCAGCGCACAGGGACCCGGGCACGCCCAUCAUCACUGUCAAGCAGGGCUAUGAGCCGCCCACCUUCACUGGCUGGUUCAAUGCCUGGGACCCCCAUAAGUGGAGCGGUGGCAGCUCAUACGAGGAAAUGAAAAAUAAGCUUGGAGAUGUUGCAUCCAUUUCACAGAUAACUGUUAAUCUGAACAAUGCAGAUCUGAACCAGAAGAAUGGGAAUGGCGGUGGAUACAGUGCCCCAGGAGGACCAGUCAGCUCAAAGCUGCGUGUUUCUGUGGCAUCCUACAAGACCAAUGAGGGCCAGCUUUCCAACUCCAAUGCAGGAGCCACCAUCUCCUCUGGGGGCAACAAUUCAUGUAUGGCCCCAGAAAUGCUGCUCAACAAGACCCCAGAAGAGUUGCCCAUGGGAGUUGAUCCAGGCAAGAAGGAGGAGUACCUGUCUGAUGCAGAUUUUGAGGCUCUGCUCGGUUCCUCGCGGCCUGAUUUCUAUCGUCUGCCCAAAUGGAGGCAGAAUCACCUGAAGAAGGAGGCAGGGCUCUUCUGAGAGGAGGGAGCCACAUUUUUUUCAAUAACAUGAGGAGCUAAAUGAUUUGUCUACAUCAGUUUGCUAAGGUUUACCCACCCUUGUCCUAAAGAGCAAGACUAUGUGAACAUGCAUUUCAGCAACACAAUUCUGCACUUUUAAAAUUGAGCAGAAAACCCAUUCUCUCAGCUCUCUAAGACAAGUGUUGAGACCCAGGGAAACUGAGGGAUAUUUUUUUCUCUAUAGUAUAUUAUUUGUUAAAAUAUAUAACACAUUCCUAUAAAUAUUGAAGACCAUAAAAUUGUAA
Messenger RNA from Megalops cyprinoides (Indo-Pacific tarpon), 2966 nucleotides. RefSeq names its product villin-like (gene vill). The transcript is spliced from 20 exons. The record is from RefSeq and is a predicted model, not a curated record. Gene Ontology annotation, biological process: barbed-end actin filament capping; cytoskeleton organization; actin polymerization or depolymerization. Gene Ontology annotation, cellular component: actin cytoskeleton; cytoplasm. Gene Ontology annotation, molecular function: actin filament binding; phosphatidylinositol-4,5-bisphosphate binding. NCBI's taxonomy places the organism in Eukaryota, Metazoa, Chordata, Actinopteri, Elopiformes, Megalopidae. Bases 89 to 2680 code for a protein of 863 amino acids.